UAUAGAUAAGGUUAAUGCCAGAGUUUAAGGGCAUUCUAUGACUAUGUUAAAGCGUCAAAUUCGGAAAUUAAUGGUGAUACGUUGAUAGUAGUUAAAGAUGAUAUUCCUGCAUAUUUAGUUUCACUAUAAUAAAAUGUUAUUCUACUCUGUUGCAUUAAUUUUUUUAGCUUGUGUUGUUUCUUUGAUUAACUGUUUGCCUGAUGAAGGGGUAUGGGAUUUCAAUUUGACGAUGCAAGAUGAUAGAUUUUAUCUUUCGAAGAGCUUGUAUCAAGGAUCACAAAUAUACAUAAAACUAAACUGUGAAAGUGUGAAUUCUAGAAGAAGUAACAUUGAAAUUAGUUGGGAAGUUGUCCAGUCACGUUGUUGGCAAAUCCCACACCAUGUUUUUGAAGAGUUCAAUAACUUAAUAGCCAACGGCUCCAUAAAUGAAACAAAUUCUUACCGUUCCCUUCAUAGAAAAUACAUUUGUGAUGAUCAUAUAAUCUUAGAUCCGUUACCUGCACCAGCUGGAUCUUCCAAAUCACAUGCCAACUAUAUAGCUCCAAGAGAUGGAGUGUACAUUUUAAUACUUCGAGUAUCUACCGAUCCAAAGUUUAAUUUGGAAUUUACUUUGGGAGUUCAUAUUGAAAUAAAAAGUGACUAUGGCUAUUUAUCAGCAGCAGAUUGGCCACUUUUACCAUUUUAUGGAAUUAUGUGUGUAGUUUAUGUUUUGUAUGGUAUAGGUUGGCUUGUUAUUUCUGCCUUACAAUGGAGAGAUCUCCUUAGAGUACAGUUUUGGAUUGGAGGUGUUAUUCUCCUAGGAAUGUUAGAAAAAGCACUGUUUUAUGCAGAAUUUCAUAACAUAAAUAAUACAGGAUUGCGUGUUCAGAAUGUUAUGCUUUUAGCAGAAUGGGUUUCCUGUGCCAAGCGAACACUAGCUCGUAUGUUGGUUGUAAUAGUUAGUCUUGGUUUUGGAAUAGUCAAACCACGUUUAGGAACAGCUCUUCAUCGAGUCAUCGCAGUGGGUGCACUGUACCUUUGUUUAGCAGCAACUGAAUCAUAUUUGCGCAUAAUGACGCCAAAAAAUGAUCACAAUAGAGACCUGUUGGUAGCUUCGGUCCCUUUGGCUGUAUUAGAUUCUGCUAUCUGUUGGUGGAUAUUCAACGCUCUUGUUAAUACAACCCGCACGCUUCGUUUACGCAGAAAUGAAGUUAAGUUAUCUCUCUACCGACACUUCACAAACACCUUAAUAUUCUCCGUUGUAUCGUCCAUUAUAUUUAUGUUAUAUUCUAUAAAAACGCACCACUUUCCCAGUUGUUUAACUAUUUGGAAGGAUUUAUGGUUAGAAGAUGCCUACUGGCAUAUAUUAUUCUCUGCUGUAUUACUGGUUAUUAUGAUACUGUGGAGGCCAACCAAUAACAACCAAAGGUAUGCAUUUGUCCCUCUUUUGGAAACAGGCGAUGAUGAAGAAGAGGAACAUUUAGUAAAUGAUGCUUAUGGGGUAAAAGUAAGAAUGCAUCAACAACAGAAACCAUCGUCACCGAAAAAUACUUCAGUAGAAGAUGAAAUAAAAUGGUUGGAAGAAAAUGUUAAAAACGAAAUGCCAUUGCCUAUUCUCGAUUCCGACGAAGAGCUUGUAAAUACACAUUUUGAAGUCUCAAAAAUGCAGUAGAUCUACAUAUUUAUUUAUUGUGCUUAAAAUUUCUAUUUAAGAUUUGUGUUCUUAAUAUUAAUUCUGUGUUAUUACUGACUAUUAAUACAUAUUUUAUUUGA
This is a messenger RNA of Agrilus planipennis (emerald ash borer), 1752 nucleotides long. RefSeq names its product transmembrane protein 87A. The record is from RefSeq and is a predicted model, not a curated record. Bases 134 to 1651 code for a protein of 505 amino acids. Gene Ontology annotation, biological process: retrograde transport, endosome to Golgi. The transcript has 4 exons. NCBI's taxonomy places the organism in Eukaryota, Metazoa, Arthropoda, Insecta, Coleoptera, Buprestidae. Gene Ontology annotation, cellular component: membrane; Golgi apparatus.